Molecule: messenger RNA, 3207 nt
Organism: Seriola dumerili (greater amberjack)
Lineage: Eukaryota; Metazoa; Chordata; Actinopteri; Carangiformes; Carangidae
Gene: piwil2
Product: piwi like RNA-mediated gene silencing 2
Exons: 23
Biological process (GO): regulatory ncRNA-mediated gene silencing
Cellular component (GO): P granule
Molecular function (GO): piRNA binding; protein binding
Source: RefSeq, a predicted model, not a curated record
AUGGAUCCAAACAAGCUUCCUGACCUCAGUGGUAUGACGGGCGUCCCCUGGCUGGGACGCGGAAGAGGACUACAGCCUGAGGAGCUGGCUGUUGGACGUAGUAGAGGGCUGCUGCUCUCUAUAGAAGGGUCUGCUGUAGGACGAGCCAGAGGUUUCCCCACUCCUGGCGAUACCCCACAAGGACGAGGAGUGAUUGUGCCCAUUACUGAACCUGUGCUUGGACGAGCUAGAGGACUGCUGGUGCAGUCUGAUGAUGGAGGAGUUGGAGGAGCCAGAGGACUGCUCUUCCCAGCAGGUGAACCGAAGGUAGGGGUGGCGAGAGGUGCUAUCCUGCCUAGUCUGGAGCCACAGCACAGACAGACACCUCCAUGUGAAGACACAACGCAAGACCCAACAGAAGAGACCCUGGCUUUGACAACAAAAGAGGUUGAUAUGCCAACCCAAGGGCAAGGGUCAACACUGGUCUCCAUGUUCAGAGGAAUGGGCAUUGAGCCCACUUCAUGGGGAAGAGGAACACUACUAGUGGGUCUAGGAGCAGCUGGAGAUAUGGGAACCAUAAAGCUGCAAGGUGCCUCCGAAGGUGUCACCAGCAGCCCGGAGAGUGUCGGCCAACCUGAAAAGAUGAUUGGCAGGUAGGAGACAGAUCUUUUCUAUGGCAGACGUUUGUCCCCGCAGACGAUGGUGGGGCUUGGAAGAGCAGCAAUGCCACAGUUUGGAGUAGGAAGAGGACGCCCAUCACUUCCUUCUAUUCCUCCUGGUCAUGUUGAGUCAGUUUCUCCUGCUGCUGAACCACAACCAGCCCCAUACUCUCAGCCUUCCCAUGCAGCCAUACCCCCUGUGCCCACCACUCAAGAUGUCCUGGAGGUUUCAAAUAAUGCACCAGCAAAGAGAGAGCUGAAAAUGGAGGGAGUCCAUGAGCCACUUAACAAGGCUGGAACAAAAGGAGUUCCUAUAACUAUUGGCUCAAACCACAUCUCAAUUCGCUGCAAGAAUGAAGCUGUUUAUCAGUACCAUGUGACAUUCACUCCAAAUGUUGAAUCAAUGGCAAUGCGUUUCGGCAUGAUGAAAGAUCACCGCUCAACUACCGGAGAUGUGGUGGCGUUUGACGGCUCCAUACUCUACCUGCCUGUUAAGAUGAAUGACGUGGUUGUUCUCAAGAGUUUGAGACGGACCGAUAAUGAGGAAAUACAAAUCAAAAUCCAGAUGACAAAGAUUUUGCCACCAAACUCGGAUCUAUGCAUCCCAUUCUACAACGUAGUCCUCAGGAGGGUAAUGAAAAUCAUCGGAUUGAAGUCGGUGGGGCGAAACCAUUACGAUCCAGAAAGUGCAGUCGUUCUUGGAAAACAUCGGCUUCAAGUGUGGCCAGGCUAUUCGACCUGCAUUAAGCGGACAGACGGAGGCCUGUACCUGUGUGUGGAUGUGUCUCACAAAGUCUUGCGGAACGACUCUGUGCUGGAUGUCAUGAACAUGUUGUACCAGCAGAGCAAGGAGAACUUCCAAGACGAAUGCACCAAAGAACUGAUUGGCAGCAUCGUCAUCACCCGCUACAACAACCGCACCUACCGCAUUGAUGCCAUAGAGUGGAACAAGUCACCCAAAGACAACUUCCCUUUGAUGGAUGGCACAAAAACCACCUUUUUGGAAUACUACAGCAAGAACUAUGGAAUUACAAUCAAAGAGAUGGACCAACCUCUGCUCAUGCAUCGGCCGAAGGAGAGGGCCAAGCCGGGAGGGAAGCAAAUCAUUACUGGAGAGAUCCUUUUAGUGCCAGAGCUUUCCUUCAUGACGGGAAUCCCAGAGAAAAUGAGGAAGGACUUCAAGGCCAUGAAGGACCUGAACAUGCACAUCAAUGUGAGCGGUGAGCAGCACACACACUCAAUAAAGCAACUUCUGAAGAGCAUCAGCACCAACCCAGAGAGUAUGAAGGAGCUCAGCCGAUGGGGACUGGAGAUCGGCUCAGAAAUACUCAUGAUUAAAGGUCGAAUUCUGCCCCUUGAAACCAUCUGCUUGCAGUCUUCAUCCUUUGCCACUAGUGCUGAAGUGUCCUGGUCCAGAGAGCUUGUCAGGGAUGCUUCAAUCAGUUCUAUCCCCUUGAACAUCUGGGCCGUCUUCUACCCUCGGCGCUGUGCUGAGCAGGCUGAGGAGCUCGUUUCCACCUUUAAAAAGGUGGCCGGGCCUAUUGGGGUGCGACUGGAACGACCCAUUCGUGUGGAGCUGAGGGACGAUCGCACAGAGACUUACGUCAAGAGCAUCCACACACAGCUCACCAGUGAACCCAACAUGCAGCUUGUUGUGUGCAUCAUGGUCGGCAACAGAGAUGAUCUCUACAGUGCCAUCAAGAAGCUCUGCUGUGUUAAAAGUCCCAUCCCGUCUCAGGCCAUCAAUGUCCGGACAAUUUCCCAGCAACAGAAGUUGAAGAGUGUUGCCCAAAAGAUACUCCUGCAGAUGAACAGCAAGUUAGGUGGAGAGCUGUGGACUGUCAGUGUCCCUCUGAAACAUUUGAUGGUGGUUGGCGUUGAUGUCCACCAUGACACCAGCAAGGCUCAUCAGUCAGUCAUGGGCUUUGUCGCAAGUGUGAACAGCUCACUGACCCGCUGGUACUCCAGAGUAACUUUCCAGACCCCCAAUGAGGAACUGAUCAAUGGCUUCAGAGUUUGCUUACUGGCUGCACUGCAGAAGUACUACGAGGUGAACCACAACUUGCCAGAGAAGAUUGUGGUGUAUCGGGAUGGCGUGUCAGACGGCCAGCUGAAGAUGGUGGAGCAGUACGAGAUCCCGCAGCUGAUCAAAUGCUUUGAGACUUUCCCCAGCUAUGAGCCCAAACUGGUCUUCAUUGUGGUCCAAAAGCGCAUCAGCACCACCCUCUACUCCUGGGCUUCAAACAACUUUGGUACUCCUCCAGCUGGGACUGUCCUGGAUCACACCCUCACUCAGAAAGACUGGGUGGACUUCUAUCUGAUGGCACAUCAGAUUCGCCAGGGCUGUGGACUUCCCACACACUACAUCUCUUUGUACAACACAGCGAACCUCACACCAGACCAUUUGCAAAGGCUGACUUUCAAGAUGUGCCAUUUGUACUGGAACUGGCCAGGCACCAUUCGUGUUCCAGCACCAUGCAAGUACGCCCACAAACUGGCUUUCCUGUCUGGCCAGUACCUUCACUCAGAGCCGGCCAUCCAGCUAUCGGACAAACUGUUCUUCCUUUGA